Molecule: messenger RNA, 1780 nt
Organism: Carassius auratus (goldfish)
Lineage: Eukaryota; Metazoa; Chordata; Actinopteri; Cypriniformes; Cyprinidae
Product: oligodendrocyte transcription factor 2-like
Exons: 2
Coding region: 153-974 (273 amino acids)
Biological process (GO): oligodendrocyte differentiation; neuron differentiation; sensory organ development
Cellular component (GO): nucleus
Molecular function (GO): DNA-binding transcription factor activity, RNA polymerase II-specific; protein dimerization activity; E-box binding
Source: RefSeq, a predicted model, not a curated record
UAACCCCCGUCACUCUCGGGCGUGCCAAACACAAACAGUGCACGAGUGAACUGGAAUAACGAGGAAAUUCUUCAAAGCCACACACUAGCACGCGCUUGCACCUGCUACCGGAAUAUUGACAUCUGCGAGAAUCUGAAAGCGCACUGAACACCAUGGACUCCGACACGAGCCGAGUGUCCAGUAGACCUUCUUCUCCUGAAGGCGAUGAUCUCUUCCUGUCCUCUGUCAAGAAGUCAGUGGGUUUCUCCGGUGCCGUCUCCUCCACGCAGAUCGAUUCUUCUCCCGAGUUAAGAGUUACAGACCUGCAGGGCGUCUCCAGCGCCGACGAGGACGCAGUCACUCUGAAGAUGCUCUCCAAAAAGGACCGUAAACUUCUAUCCGAGACUGAGCUGCAGAGCAUGCGCCUCAAGAUCAACAGUCGCGAGAGAAAACGCAUGCACGACCUUAACAUCGCCAUGGACGGGCUCCGGGAGGUUAUGCCCUAUGCCCAUGGGCCAUCCGUGCGCAAGCUCUCCAAAAUAGCCACCCUACUGCUGGCACGCAACUACAUCCUUAUGCUGAGCAGCUCACUGGAGGAGAUGAAACGGCUUGUAAGUGAGAUCUACGGAGGAGGUAGCGGGGCUCAUCACACCUCCUUCCAUCCGUCCAGCUGUGGCACCCUUACCCACGCGGCGGGCGCUCCGUUACCGGGUCAUCAUGCUGCUGUCUCGCAUUCGUCUCACCCGGUGCACCAUCCUCUGCUUCCACCAGCAGUGUCAACUGCCGUAUCUCUCUCCGGCCCGGGUCUCUCAGCCGUCAGGCCGCAUCACGGACUCAUCAAAGCACCAACAGCCAGCGCUGGCACACUUGGCGCUGGUUUCCAGCACUGGGGUGCGGGGAUCCCGUGUCCGUGCAGCAUGUGCCAGGUUCCUCCGCCUCACGUGCCCGGUAUGAGCACCGUCAGCAUGUCACGACUGACAAGUGACUCAAAAUGAAGUAGCCUAUACUGAACUUUGAUAAAAAAUCUUUGAGACGGAACCAUAGACUUUAUAUAAAAGCUGUAUUAUCUUGUUUAUCAGUUUAUGGCUGAACAAUUGUUUUUGGAAAGCACAAAUAGUUCUGAAGCGAAGAAAAUGGAUCAAAGCCACUAACAUAGUUUUCUAACACUUAAGAGUUCUUAGGGUUUACUAUCCAUGUGCAUUUCUGUGUAUAAAGUUUGUGAAAAUGGCAUAUCUUACUCUUUUUAGCCUUGAAACAAGGGACUUUUAUUUACAAAAGAAGUUUAAUGCGAAACAGAUUCAUAGGAUAAUUAAAUAUAAUUAAAACUUACAAUUCAUUAUGCAGUUAAAGAUUGCUAGUUUAAUGGGCAAUUACUGUUAGACGAAAUUAUACAUUAAAAAGUUAUAGAACUUUUAAAAAAAACAUAAUGGCACUGUACUGUGUAAAUAUGUAGAUAGCGUUUGUACAGUUUGAAAGAUUUUAUAUUACCUUCCUCAGUUUAUGUUUGGGGUCAGAAUUCAUUUGCCAAGCGUUGUCUGUAAUAGGAAGUAUGCACCUGUUCAUCUCUCUGUCUCUCUCUCUCUGUCUUUAUCUCUCCCUUUACUUUUCUGGCUUUCCAUUUUUGUUAUUUUUUAUCUUUUCUCUCUGCAUAAGCUUACCCGACAUGGCCGAUGCAAAGAAUGAUCAGCUUUUAUUUUUUUAUAAUAAAGUGUAAAAGGAUAUUUAUUUACUUAUUUUGAUGGUAUUUUCAAAUUAAUGUACAUUGAAUGUUUGAGUCCUAACUGUAAAAUAAAUGUUGUAA